This is a messenger RNA of Apodemus sylvaticus (European woodmouse), 1143 nucleotides long. RefSeq names its product serpin family B member 7 (gene Serpinb7). Gene Ontology annotation, biological process: negative regulation of endopeptidase activity. The transcript has 7 exons. The record is from RefSeq and is a predicted model, not a curated record. Gene Ontology annotation, molecular function: serine-type endopeptidase inhibitor activity. Lineage: Eukaryota; Metazoa; Chordata; Mammalia; Rodentia; Muridae. Bases 1 to 1143 code for a protein of 380 amino acids.
AUGGCCUCCCUUGCUGCAGCAAAUGCAGAAUUUGGCUUUGACUUAUUCAGAGAGAUGGAUAGUAGUCAAGGAAAUGGAAAUGUAUUCUUCUCUUCCCUGAGCAUCUUCACUGCCCUGACACUAAUCCGUCUGGGUGCUCGAGGUGACUGUGCACGUCAGAUUGACAAGGCACUGCACUUCUACACCCCAUCAAGACAAGGAAACUCUUAUAACAAUCAGCCAGGACUUCAGUAUCAAUUGAAAAGAGUUCUUGCUGAUAUAAACUCAUCUCAUAAGGAUUAUGAACUCAGCAUUGUCAAUGGAAUUUUUGCAGAAAAAGUGUUUGACUUUCACAAGAACUACAUUGACUGUGCUGAAAACUUAUAUGAUGCUAAGGUGGAAAGAGUUGACUUCACAAAUGAUAUACAAGAAACCAGAUUUAAAAUUAAUAAAUGGAUUGAGAAAGAGACACAUGGCAAAAUCAAGAAGGUGUUGGGUGGCAGCAGCCUCAGCUCGUCGGCAGUCAUGGUGCUGGUGAAUGCUGUUUACUUCAAAGGCAAAUGGAAAUCGGCGUUCACCAAGAGUGAGACCCUCAGUUGCCAUUUUAGGUCUCCCACGUGUCCUGGAAAAGCGGUUAAUAUGAUGCAUCAAGAACGGAGGUUUAAUUUGUCUACCAUUCAGGAGCCACGAAUGCAGGUUCUUGAGCUUCAAUAUCAUGGUGGCAUAAGCAUGUACAUCUUACUCCCUGAGGAUGACCUCUCCGAAAUUGAAAGCAAGCUGAGUUUCCAGAAUCUAAUGGACUGGACCAGUAGGAGGAAAAUGAAAUCUCAGUAUGUGGACGUGUUUCUCCCCCAGUUCAAGAUAGAGAAGGAUUAUCAAAUGAGGCAACACUUGAAAUCCCUAGGCUUGCAAGACAUCUUUGAUGAGUCUCGUGCAGAUCUCUCUGGAAUUGCCUCUGGAGGUCGUCUCUAUAUAUCAAAGCUAAUGCACAAGUCAUUCAUAGAGGUCUCAGAGGAGGGCACAGAGGCCACUGCUGCCACAGAAAAUAACACUGUUGAAAAGCUGCUUCCUAAUUCCACGGUGUUUAGAGCAGACCGUCCCUUUCUGUUUGUCAUCAGGAAGAAUGACAUCAUCUUAUUUACUGGCAAAGUCUCUUGUCCUUGA